AUGAAGCUGCAAUUACUGACAGCGAGUCUGCUGCUGCUGCAGGCCUCCAACUCUAAUAUCAACGUCAACGCCAACGCUGUUGGUAUCAACCCACAACGCGACAUCCCAGCUUCCCGCAACACCGAUAGCCACGCCCAAUCUAACACGAGGCUCUUCCCUUAUCUUACUAAACUUCGCGACAAAGCUAUCGAGUCCAUAUUUGGCUGCAAGCCCACCCAAGACGCAACCCCGCCACCCGUUCACAACCAGUUACGCGCGCAAUACGUCAAACAGCUCGUCCUUCGUUUCAAUGUCACCACUUCCCACGAGGAAGGCGCUCUCGCCGAUGCCGCUGCACGUCUAUUCCUCGAUGUUUGGGCUUUCACCGACGACUACGUAGAUAUCCGACUACAUGCUGACGAGGUCCGGCCUUUGCUCAGCCUGCUGCCCAAGUCGCUGCAUACAUCGCACUCGAUUUUGAUCCCGGACUUGGCUACAGCUGUCUAUAAUUCACUUCCCACCGGCGGAAACCCAGCCUAUACUGACCCGAAAACAUUUGCUCCGGUGGUCAAAAUCGCCUCCUCGCCUGUAGACAACCUCUUUUUCCAGGACUACCAAUCUCUACCAGUAAUCAUGCGCUGGAUGCGACUGCUCGAGGCCAUGUUUCCAUCCUACGUCAAAUACAUCAACGUUGGAAAGUCAUACGAAGGCCGCGAUAUACCUGCCUUGCGUGUGGGGAUUUCUCAUAAUGUACCGAAUGCGCCUCGACGAAAGACCAUCAUGAUCAUGGGCGGCUCCCACGCCCGAGAGUGGAUAUCUACUAGCACCGUCAACUACCUGGCAUGGUCUUUUAUCACUAGCUAUGGCAAGGAACGGAUGAUUACAAAGUUGCUGGACGAUUUCGACCUGAUUUUCCUCCCAGUUGCCAACCCUGAUGGUUUCGAGUACACCUGGCAUGUUGAUCGACUGUGGCGCAAGACUCGGCAGCAGACCAACCUUCAGUUCUGCCGCGGGCUAGAUCUUGACCGUGCUUACGGAUAUGAAUGGGACGGCUCGCGGGUUCAGCGAGACCCGUGCUCUGAGAGUUACGGGGGAGAGAAGCCUUUCCAGGCUGUCGAGGCGGUUCAGAUUGCCGACUGGGCGCGUAAUCAGACCUGGAACAACAACGUCCGAUUUGUUGGUUUGGUUGAUCUUCAUUCGUAUUCCCAGCAAAUUCUCUAUCCUUUUUCCUUCACCUGCUCCGUUGAUCCACCCAACUUGGAGAACUUGGAAGAGCUCGCUGCAGGAAUUGCAAAAUCGAUACGGUUAUCGAACGGAGAGAGCUAUACGGUAGCAUCAGCAUGUGAGGGUGCUGUAUCCGCACGCGAAUUCAGUGGUGGUAGAUACUGGUCUCGAAUAGAAUCUGGCGGCGGAUCGGCAGUUGAUUGGUUCUAUCAUGAGAUGCGAGCUCACUACAGCUACCAGAUCAAGCUUCGAGAUACCGGCAGCUACGGAUUCUUGCUCCCCAAAGAGCACAUUGUCCCAACUGGCGAGGAGAUCUUCAACGCGAUGAAGUAUUACGGUGACUACCUCUUGGGCAACAAUGGGAUUGAAUGGUUUCCCGAGGCUGAAAAGGACGAUGAUUUCAAGACAAACCAACAAAAACAUAUUCAAACUGAUGAGGAAGACUCAUCAAUAAGCCAAGAGCUAAGAAGGAGGAGAAUGAGAAAAUGA
This is a messenger RNA of Fusarium graminearum PH-1, 1692 nucleotides long. RefSeq lists its product as uncharacterized. NCBI's taxonomy places the organism in Eukaryota, Fungi, Ascomycota, Sordariomycetes, Hypocreales, Nectriaceae. The record is from RefSeq and is a predicted model, not a curated record. The transcript has a single exon. Gene Ontology annotation, biological process: proteolysis. Bases 1 to 1692 code for a protein of 563 amino acids. Gene Ontology annotation, molecular function: zinc ion binding; metallocarboxypeptidase activity.